AUACAUAUAUAAAAUAUAUAAAAACGGACUUUUAUACCAUCAUCGCUCAAUUUCGCUCAGGAAUUUGCCUAAAACAAAUAAAUAUUGAAGUACAUUUAUGCAGUGAUUUUUAAAAUUACAUUAGGAAAAAAAGUAUAUAUAUAUAUAAGUAAUGGAUCCAAGUAACUUUACGUAUGAACAUUUCGGGAUUCUUGUUCAUAAUGAUGAAGAUGAUGUUGCCAAAUCCCCGAUGAGCAGGCUAUCAACGUUUCCAGUAUAAACGAUGUCUUGGGUACAGAUGCCAUUUGUCAGAAUGCUAACAUGUUUCUUGAAUCACAAAAUGACAAAGUUUUCACGUAUGUUCAGUCGGAUCAGCACAAUGCUAUUAACAACUAUGGAGAGAAAUCCUUAUUAAAGAUAGCUACAAAUGUUUGUUUGUCCUCAGCAAAAGAGGAAUCGAAGUCAAGCGAAAGUAAUUUGCAGAUGCAAGACAAUGAAGUUAUGAUGAUGUUGAAGGCUUCAAAAGCAUCUAUCGAAGAUGUAAUAGAGGAUGUUCCUCCGCAUGACCUUAUGAAUUAUAUGCAUCAAUUACGAGCACAUGAAAGCAUAAAAAGUCGAACCAGAUGUACAGAAGCAAUGAAUAGAAAAAAUAUAGCGUUGGUACAAUCAGUUAAUGGCAAGUCUCGGCGCUGGGAGCAAAAAUUGGUACAAAUCAAAACAAUGGAAGGGGAAUUUAGUGUUACAAUGUGGGCAUCUGGAAUGUCGGAUGACGAGUACAGUAGCCUUAAUGAAAAUGUUUCCACCACCGCUGUGUCAACAUUACUGAUGCCACCUACAAACAAAAUAACAGCAAGCGAUGAAAAUAUUCAUGAAAAUAAGGACAUAGUAUUACAUGAACAUGAGCAUUUGCUCUAUCAACAUCAACAAGAGAAUUUUCUGCAGAUGCACCAACAGAUGGCUGCUCAGUUGGCAACGUAUACAACUGACAAAAUCGUCGAUCGCAAUUCUAAAUUAAGUGAAGAAAGUGAAUCGCAUUCAAAUUCGAAUGGACAUAUUUCUCACGAAUGUGAGUUUGUUAUUAAUGAACAAACGGUUUCCGUGAUAGAUAAACAUCAAGGCGUCAAACAAAGAGAUAAGAACUGUGAGCGAUUGUCAGAAGUCGCUAUGUCGGGAUCAUUACCCAUAGCAACGCCAGUUGAAAAUAUUGCAAAUGAUACAGAUGCUUCUGAUUUUCCGCUAUACGUCAACGAUAAGAAAAUUGCCUGUCCCCAUAAGGGCUGUCAUAAAUUCUUUCGGGAUUCAUCUGCAAUGCGCAAGCACUUGCAUACACAUGGACCUCGCGUUCAUGUCUGUGCGGAAUGCGGAAAAGCUUUUGUUGAGAGCUCCAAACUAAAGAGGCACCAGUUAGUUCAUACGGGAGAGAAACCAUUCCAAUGUACUUUUGAAGGCUGUGGGAAACGUUUUUCAUUAGACUUCAACUUAAGAACCCAUGUAAGAAUACACACCGGAGACAGACCAUUUGUAUGCCCUUUCGAUGCCUGCAAUAAAAAGUUCGCUCAGUCUACAAACUUGAAGUCACAUAUUCUAACACAUGCAAAAGCUAAACGAAACCCAAAUAAUCCACGUUUUGCCACCUGUCCUAGUACGAAUGAGCUUUGUACCAAUGAAGAAAGUUCUACAAAUGUAAUUAAAGUCGAGUUACGUGAUACUAUGUCGGUUAACCAAGCGUCUUUUGUAAUGUAUGCUGAUUAAAAUAUAUGCAUAUUUUAGUGUGAGAACUAUUUCAAAUGUAUAUAUACGUUUUAUGGUGAAUACAUUUUAGUUAUUCAAAUAGUGCUUAAGCGUAAUUUAAGACCAAUAUUUUUAUUUACAUUAUACACGUAGUUUGUCUGUUUGACUAAUUAUAGAUUUAAUAAAAAUCAGUGAAUUGAG
Molecule: messenger RNA, 1911 nt
Organism: Drosophila sulfurigaster albostrigata
Lineage: Eukaryota; Metazoa; Arthropoda; Insecta; Diptera; Drosophilidae
Product: polycomb protein PHO
Exons: 6
Coding region: 301-1731 (476 amino acids)
Biological process (GO): regulation of transcription by RNA polymerase II
Cellular component (GO): transcription regulator complex; PcG protein complex
Molecular function (GO): DNA-binding transcription factor activity, RNA polymerase II-specific; RNA polymerase II cis-regulatory region sequence-specific DNA binding
Source: RefSeq, a predicted model, not a curated record